AUGUGUCAGGAUCUUGUGCUGGAGAGAAACCAACCGAAACACGCCCAGAUCAAGUAUCUCAUUGAACCUGUAGCAGGCAGAAGGAACCUUACCUGGUGGGGUGGCGCAUUGCACAGACUUUGGAGGUCUCGUUUGAACCCAGGAUUCUCGCAGCGGAACUUGCAAUCGCACGUGUCCGCACUGGUGGAUGAGGUUGAAGUCUUCUUGGACAUCCUGAAGGCUCACGCUGGGAAGAAUGGCAGCUGGGGUGCAGUGUUCCCACUCCUUCCCAAGACUGUCGAUUUGACCCUUGACAUAAUUGGCCGCGUUGUGCUCGACCUGCGUCUGGAUGAGCAGAGUAAGGGGCCAACAGAGUUACAGACUGCGCUCAGAACUCUCGUUGGUCAGGUGCAAUUCAAGAAUCUAGCUACACUACGCAGGCGGCUGAGUCCCUUUUACCAGUAUGAUGGAUGGCGAUGUCGUCGACAACUGCGCAAAAUCCUGAUGCCGCGUAUCAAGGAACAAAUGGGCGCUGAACAAUCGGCAACUCAAAAAACGGUAAUACAGCUGGCGAUGAAGGAGUACAUCAACGAGACUCGGACAGGACAAGCCAGAACCUCCAGCUCUGAAUUCACAGACGAUGUUUUGGGACUCGUUCAGCAAUUUCUCUUUGCUGGUCAUGACACCACAGCCAUCACCAUCACUUGGGCCUUUCAAUACUUGUCCAAGAACCCAGGGGUACUGCAAAGGCUCCGUGCGGAGCAUGACGAGGUCUUUGGACCCAACACCGACGCCGUAGCCGAGACCCUGCGCCAAUCUCCCCAAGUUCUGAACUCUCUGCCUUACACCCUAGCGGUGGUUAAGGAAACCCUUCGACUUACCCCGAUCGCUGCGACACUCCGCAAUGGGAGCCCUGAGUUCUUCUUGACCACGAGAAAAGGCAUGCGACUCCCUACGGAUGGGUUUGCCGUGGUAACGGGGACCGCCUGCAUACAUUAUCACCCGGACCUUUGGCCACGAGUGAACGAGUUCCUACCCGACAGGUGGCUGGUGCCUCAGAGUGAUCCUCUGCAUCCGUCGCAACCUGGCCAAUGGAGACCCUUCGAGUACGGAGUGAUGAACUGCAUUGGUCAGGAGCUGGCCAUGAUUGAACUGAAGAUGGUCUUGCUCUUUACCGUACGUGAGGUUGAAAUCGAGGCGUCAUGGGAUGAGUGGGACAAGUCACAGUGA
This is a messenger RNA of Neoarthrinium moseri, 1209 nucleotides long. RefSeq lists its product as uncharacterized. The transcript has 2 exons. Lineage: Eukaryota; Fungi; Ascomycota; Sordariomycetes; Amphisphaeriales; Apiosporaceae. The record is from RefSeq and is a predicted model, not a curated record. The coding region runs from base 1 to 1209 and encodes 402 amino acids. Gene Ontology annotation, molecular function: heme binding; oxidoreductase activity, acting on paired donors, with incorporation or reduction of molecular oxygen; iron ion binding.